Molecule: messenger RNA, 570 nt
Organism: Lepus europaeus (European hare)
Lineage: Eukaryota; Metazoa; Chordata; Mammalia; Lagomorpha; Leporidae
Gene: HESX1
Product: HESX homeobox 1
Exons: 4
Coding region: 1-570 (189 amino acids)
Biological process (GO): regulation of transcription by RNA polymerase II; pituitary gland development; forebrain development
Cellular component (GO): nucleus
Molecular function (GO): DNA-binding transcription repressor activity, RNA polymerase II-specific; RNA polymerase II cis-regulatory region sequence-specific DNA binding
Source: RefSeq, a predicted model, not a curated record
AUGUCUCCCAGUCUUCAGGAAGGUGCUCGGCUUGUGGAAGGCAAACCCUCAUCCAGCUCCUUUUCCAUUGAGAGCAUCUUAGGACUGGACCAGAAGAAAGAUGACGCUCCAUCAAUGAAACCCCACAGGCCGUGGGCAGACACCUGCAGCUCCUUGGGGAAGGAUGCUAACCUACGUCUCCAUGUCCCGAGUUUUCCCAAUGGGGCCUCAUUCCCACACCCUGGGGAUCAUCCAAUGCCAGAAGAAAGAGCUAUGAAAUAUGAAAAUUACUUCUCAGCCUCAGAAAGAGCGUCUUUGAAAAGAGAGUUGAACUGGUAUAGAGGCCGGAGACCAAGAACUGCUUUUACUCAGAAUCAGGUUGAAGUGUUGGAAAAUGUCUUUAGAGUAAAUUGCUACCCUGGCAUUGAUAUCAGAGAAGAUUUAGCUCGAAAACUGAAUCUAGAGGAAGACAGAAUCCAGAUUUGGUUCCAAAAUCGGCGUGCAAAGCUGAAAAGAUCCCACAGAGAAUCACAGUUUCUAACAGCAAAAAAAAAUUUUGACACUAAUCUCCUGGAACAGAUAGAAAACUAA